AUGAGCAGGCUACACUCCUCGCCAAUUGCGGACUGGAUGGGGGCGGCGGCGUCAUUAGACACCACGCCGCAGCGCAGCAGCCACUCCUGCGAGAACGUGCUGCCCAUUUCACCACACAGCGUGAGAAAGGCUACUGUUGCCUCAACGUGUGUUGCACCGCGCAGUGGGACAGUGGGUGUUGGGCCACAUUUCAAAUCUUCUGCAGCUGCAUCGGCGUUUGCUUCUGCUUCUGUACCCUUUGAGGGGGAACACCUGACGACGCCGCUAAGCUGGCAAAUGCAUUACUGUCAUUCCCUCGCCCUAAGCUGCAAGGAGCGCGCCGCACAGUUAGAGAAAGUGGAAGCGGAAAAGCGGCAGCACCUCAAAGACAUGGCGGAGUUUUCCGAUGAACUGUGUACCAAGACUGAUUUCCUGCAAGCGUUAGAGAAGCAAUUUGAUACCGCUCUUUGUAGGGAAACAGAGAUGCACAAACAGCUAAAAGAAGAGGCUAGGCGGCGAGGCCUUUUCUGA
This is a messenger RNA of Trypanosoma grayi, 510 nucleotides long. RefSeq lists its product as hypothetical. The transcript has a single exon. Lineage: Eukaryota; Euglenozoa; Kinetoplastea; Trypanosomatida; Trypanosomatidae. The coding region runs from base 1 to 510 and encodes 169 amino acids. The record is from RefSeq and is a predicted model, not a curated record.